Molecule: messenger RNA, 273 nt
Organism: Racocetra fulgida
Lineage: Eukaryota; Fungi; Glomeromycota; Glomeromycetes; Diversisporales; Gigasporaceae
Source: the annotation of a GenBank genome assembly
AAACUAUUCGUAAGGCUAAAUUAAAAAAAGCACUAUUAUCUCCUAGUAAUACAAUUAAUACAACCAACAAUAAUAACUUUCAACAAUCUUUAUCAGAUGAAAAUUCAUCUUCUUCUGAAUCAUCUGAUAAAAGUAGUUUAUCAUUAAUUAAUAAGCAAACCAUGUCUACUACUUUACCAAAUAAAAGAUUUUGGUCUGCACCACCUAUAAAUGAAAAUUCUAGUAAGAAAAUAAUUGAAGUUGAUGAUAACAAUGAUAUUCAACAACAUUCAG